Molecule: messenger RNA, 2892 nt
Organism: Apiotrichum porosum
Lineage: Eukaryota; Fungi; Basidiomycota; Tremellomycetes; Trichosporonales; Trichosporonaceae
Product: inositol polyphosphate 5-phosphatase
Exons: 9
Coding region: 1-2892 (963 amino acids)
Biological process (GO): phosphatidylinositol dephosphorylation
Cellular component (GO): membrane; cytoplasm
Molecular function (GO): phosphatidylinositol-4,5-bisphosphate 5-phosphatase activity; phosphatidylinositol-3,5-bisphosphate 5-phosphatase activity
Source: RefSeq, a predicted model, not a curated record
AUGUGCGUGUCGUACACGCAGGUGCGCGGGAGUGUGCCGCUGUUCUGGCAGCAGCCGCAGCAGGGGCUCGGCACGCUCCAGCAAAAAGUGGAGCUUACGCGCCCGCCGCAGGCGACGCAGCCGGCGUUUGACAAGCACUUUAUGGGCUGCUGGAGCAGCGAUGCUGUCGUCGGCGUAUUCGACCACUUUGGCGCGCUCCGCUCGUCGCUCAAGGCUAUCGCCGGCAGCGCCCCGCCCGACACGCACCCGACGGCCGACGACCUCGUGUACACCUCGUACGAUUUCCACGCCGUCGUCCGUCUCGGCGGACACGAUGCCGUCCGCCAGGACCUGGCGGUCAUGCACGCCGUCAACCGCUCCGUCGACAAGUUUGACAUCACCGCCAUUGACGCGACGACGGGCGAGGUCGUCGAGUACCAGCACGGCGUGUUCCGCACCAACUGCCUCGACUGCCUCGACAGGACAAACUAUGUACAGGAAGUCAUGUCGACCAUUUUCCCUCCGCCGCUUCCUGUCCGCACAUGGAGCGUGCUGCUCAACUCGCCCACGCUGUGGUCGGCGCACCGCGAGCUGUGGGCCGACAACGGCGACCGUCUCAGCAAGACGUAUGCCGGCACCGGCGCGCUCAACACGAGCGCCACGCGCACGGGCCGCAAAACGUUUGCCGGCCUGCUCAGCGACGCGACCAAGAGUGUCGGCCGCGCGUACAUUAACAAUUUCCAGGACAAGGGCAAGCAGACGGCCAUUGACAUGCUGCUGGGCCUCAUGGCCGGCCAGCGGCCCGUCAUUCUCUUCGACCCCGUCGGCGACUCGAUCCACUCGGCCCUCGUCGCGCGCAAGAGCGAGUAUUCCGUGCCCCGCAACCUGGUCAUCUUCUCGGGCACGUGGAACGCCGACAUUUACGCCAUUGCGUUCCAGGAGAUUGUCGAGUUGACGCCUCAGCAGAUCGUCGUCACCGACCCGGCCAAGAAGCGCGCAUGGGAGGGAUACAUCAUGGACACGUUUGCCCAGAACAGCGCGCCGCAAGAGUACAUUCUCAUGCGCAGCGAGCAGCUCGUCGGCACGGCGCUCAUGGUCGUCGUCAAGUCGGCCCUCCUCCCUGCCAUCCGCAACGUAGAGUAUGCAGACAAGAAGACGGGUCUCCAAGGUCUCAGCGGCAACAAGGGCGGCGUCGGCGUCCGCUUCAACUGCUUCGACUCGACCAUCUGCCUCAUGACCUGUCAUUUGGCAGCGGGGCAGAGCAACUAUGCCGACCGCAAUGCGGAUUACAGGACUAUCGACAAUGGCCUGCAUUUCCUCCGCGGCAAGACUAUCGACAGCCACGAUAUCGUUGUGUGGGCCGCAGACUUUAACUACCGCAUCGACCUCUCCAACGAGGAGGCGCGCGAGCUCGCGACGACGGACCAGCUGGACGCGCUCGUCUCUGCCGACCAGCUCACGUUUGCGCGGGACGAGGGCGAGGUGUUCAACGCUACUCCGAGGGCCCGCUCACCUUCCGCCCGACGUAAAUAUGACGAUAACGGAACCGACGUGUACGAUUCGUCUGAAAAGCAGCGCAUCCCCUCCUGGACAGACCGCGUUCUAUACAAGGGUGCUGGCGUUCAUCUUAGGGCCUACAGCUGUGCGGAUCUGCGCACGUCCGACCAUCGCCCUGUGUAUGCCGUGCUGGAAGUAACCAUUGCCGAGGUCGACGAGGCCCAAAAGGCGCGAAUCGCAGACGAGCUCACUCGCAAGGCGCGGAGCAGGACGGGCAGUGCAAAGUUGGACGCUAGGGUCGAACAGGCCGCGCAGGGCGGCGUCAAGUCGCUCGUCAAGGAGUUUACCUCUGUUUCCUUGCACCCUACACCGACACCGUCGCCGAGGCCUGUCCCACCACUGGUCUCGAGGGACUCGAAGCCUGGCAAGCCCAAAGCGUCAUCAACAGACGCGACCCUCAACGCUCUCAACUCGGCGUACGCACGUCUGGGUGUACCGCCACCAUUGCCCGCUAGGAAUGGCGCCGCCAGCGCUACCAUCACCACCACCCCGGCGUCACCGCAACAGGCCACGCCUUAUGAGACGCGCAGGAAACCACCUCCCCCACGUCCCACCGACUUUGGCAAGAUUGGUCUUCCUCAGGAUGCCAGUCCUGAAAUCACCCCAGUCGCGACAGGCGACUUUGUCCUCGUCCCCUCGCCAAAGCGGGUAGCCGCCCCGCUCCUCCCCAUGCGCCAGCAGUCAGGCUCGAGCUUCAUGUCCACCCACUCGGCGCCGCCUGCGCUUCCCGCGCGCCCCAGUCUCAGCCCCACCCCGCCGCUGCCCACGGCACCGCGCCCGACGCUGCCGCCGCGCAAGCCCAGCAGGCAGGGCACGCUGGACAUGGACGCGCCCCCUCCUUCGGGCCUCUGGAUCCCCGCCCAGCCCGAUAACGUCAAGCCCGCAGUGCCCAACCGCUUGAACAAGCCGGCGCCCGUCGGUGCCACUGCGGCGGCAACUCCAUCGGCCAGUGUCCCUGCGCCUGCACCCGCGUCCGUACCUGCACCCGCUGCAGCGACGACUACCGCGCCCGCGUCGGCCAAACACCCUCCUCCUCCCUCAAGCCGAAGCCCACUAGCCCGAGCAGCAGCGUCAACGCGACGUCAGCGUCGUCGGCGGCGGUAUCAGGCCUGUUACGUCGUCGUCGUCGACAACAAGCAUAAACACAACGACGUCAUCGGCCGCCACCACGUCGACGGCGACGUCGCCAGCCAAGCCCCAGCCAGGCCCAUCGUGCCCGCCAAGCCGGCUGCGCUGUCGCCCACCAGCCCAACGGCCACGGGCACGGGUACAGGUACGGCCACAUCCCCCGUGGCCAGUGCGCCAAAGCUGGCACCCAAGCCGAGCGGGCUCAAGGGCAAGACGCUCACUAUGUAG